UGUGGAGCUGGUAGAAUGGCAGAACCAAUGGCUAGGUGAGCUUAAUUUCCUGCUGUACUGAUGUCAGAAUAUUUUCUUUUAAAUCAAAUAAUAAUUUUUAAUCUAUAAAUUAAGAUUAUUUAAUAUAUUCUUUGAAUUAAUAGAAAUUCUGAACCGUUUAAUGAAGAACUAUAAAAUAAUCUUACUUUUAACGUAAUGUAUUAUUGUGAUUCAUUGCGACUUUUAAAAGUAAAUUCAUUAAUGUAUAAGAUUAUUAAAUGUGAUUACACCAUGCAAAAGUUCUGUUGUUUUUUUUAAACCCUGCUAAUGUAGAUUUAGCCCUCAUUUUUUAUCAACACUCCAGAACUGCACAAUUUGAGUAAACGAAAUAGAAAUAUUAAAAUUGUCAUAAAAAUGUCAAAACUUUAGUUAGGAAAUAAGUAGCUUAACUGCCCUUUGGGCUUACUUUUAAAAAAAUCCACAUUCAAUUUUAUUUGUUACAUUUAUACAAAUAUACGCAUAAUGUGUGAUCAGGGUACAGACAUAUCUUCACGAAGGGGAGCAAACCAAGGCUCUGACCACACUGGACAUAGAAAUAUCUCACAGCCCCUCACAGUCAAUAACUCCAUUGCUAGAGGUAUGUCAAAAGUUGUGUACGUAAUGAUCCAACUGACUCAUUUCAUCCUAUCCUCAGUGAUUCUCAACCUUGUCAUAUGAAAGCCUGCUUUUAUUUGUAUCUAAAGGAUCACAAAAUUGUCACAUUUUGAAAAUAUGUUCCUUUUUAUCAAGCGUGCAAAAGUAUGACUCAUGCUUUUGACAUUUUGCAUCUGCCAAAAUAUUUUAUUAAAUAUAAAUUUACAAGUAUUUGUGCUUUAAACUAAUUUUGUUAAAACUGUAGUAGUGAUUUACAUAAAUGUUCAUUUUUUUUCUUGUGUUUCUUUCUUUGAUAGUUUUAUAAAUCAAUCUUAGACAGCAAAAUAACAUUUAAUUGAUCCAAGUAUUUUAGUGUUAGUAUUUGCAAUUCUGUAUGAACUUAUUUCUGACUGUUCAUUGGAAUUAAAAACCUUGACUAAGUAAUUUGUGCUGAUAAGACUAAUGCUUUUGUUAAAUUUUUAGGCCAUUGAAUCAUGUGGCGCAGACUACAUCCUGCAGCGUUGUUUGUCUGAACUGAAAUAUGACAGAUGGGGACUGACACCUCAGUCUUCUUCUCAGACGUCAACCCCAAGUGAGCUAGAGGAAUUUGCCUACCAGGCGGCAUGGAAGCUUGGACAGUGGGAUGUCAAAGUACCUGCCAGGUAGACCUAGAAAUAUAUCUGGCUAUAAAUUCUGCUCAUAAAAAUUUAUUUUUUUCUUCUUCCUUUAACUUUUGUAAUCUGGAAAUUAAUAGUAUUCUUAUGUUAUUUAAAAAAAAAAUUAAUGUAGAUAUUUAUUUAUUUUAUACAUUUCAGGCAGAAGAAGAGUGUCCCAUUUCAUCAGUCAUUGUACCAUGCCAUGUCUUCAAUACGGGAUGGACACUUGGAUGUGGCCAAAUGUGCUGUAGAAGCUGCUAGGUAAACAAAAAUACUUUCACCAUAAAUCUCAUCAGACAUUGGGGGCGGGGGGUGUGUGUUAAAUUUAUGUGUUGCCACCAAAAUUUAAAGUUUAAAUCAGUAUAGAAUAAUAAACAAAUUGGUAUGGGGGAAAAAGCAGAUGGUUUAGUAAUUUACGGUUCAAUUUUUCAAUAUGUUUUUAAAAUUAGGCUAGUUGCCAUUUUGGAAAUACAAUUAUUUUUUUUCAUUUAUGUCUUUGAGUAUAUAAUAUUUGUUAAAUCUACUGCAUCUAGUCCAUGGGAAAACAUUUCUUUAAAAUAACGCUCUUAUGUUUUAACAAAAUUCAUUUACUGCAGAAUGUAUUUGGUCAGCAUCUUUGAUCCAAAGGUGGAAAACAGCCUGAGCUUGUCUCCCUUUUUGUGUCAGCUACAAUGCUUGAGUCACUUGGAUCAUGUGCUGGAAAGUUCCCUCAGGUGAGUUGACCGUGCUUGAGCCUCUUGGACCAUGUGCUGGAAUGUUCCCUCAGGUGAUUUGACAGUGAUUGAGUCAUUUUGACCAUUUGAUGGUAUGUGCUUUUCAAGUUUGGAUUUUAUUCGUUUUCCAACACGGUUUGACUUUAGAAGGGUUCAGAAUGUGUUUGUCAUGUUUGACUGGGACAAUCCCUUUUUUUAAAUUAAUUUAAUGGUCUUACAUGUCAUCACACUGUGUUCGUACUUCACUGACAUCCAAGACUGACAGUACAAGACAGAAUGCAGUAGAAAAAACAAAUGCAAGAACAAAUUGAAGAUUUUCACAGUAGCUCAAUUAAGACCUGACAUUGUCAGUGCUUCACGGAUGUGUACUAAGGACCAUCGGUCAAAAUCAAAAUUUUUUAAGGUUUUUUUUUUGCCAGAAUUGUCCAAUUGAAGCUUUGAAAAGCAAAGAAAUAUCAGCUGAUUUCGAGUGUUCAUUCCAGAAUUUCAUCACAGAAACUUUCGACAUUGCAUUUAUCACUACAUGUUAUACAUUUGAUUUGUAAGAGAAAGAAUUGGGAGCUAUUACAAAGUUAAUAUUUAGUUUGCAACCAUAAAUUGUUUUUAAUUAUCCUUAAACGAUAGUCAUAAAAGGUCAAGGCUGCUGUCAUGAUAAGCAAUGGAUAUUCGGAUGUGAUCGAUUGCAAUGUGAUCACAUAGUCAGGCUCAUUUCCCUAUGGGCAGAUCCGUCCAGGAUAUCUGUGAAAUAUGGAGCCAGUGUGAUCGCAGCUUUAGCAAGCUAUUUAUUAGUAAGGAUCAGUCUUUACAAAUAUUUUGUUCCAUCUUACUACCUUAUGAUCCAGAUUAGAUUUUUUUUUCAAAUAUACUUUAUUUGGGAAUUUUUUUUAAUUUAUUUACACUGUAUGUUAAGAUAAUAGUUUAUUUAUUUCAGUGAAAGCAAUAUCUCCAUACUGGCAGAUGGCUGCCAUGAUAACUCAUUUGAUUUUGAGUACAUCAAGCCUCAGCUGUAUCUUGGAGCAUCUGUGGGGAAAAUACUGGCCGAAAGAGGAAGUCAGUCGGGUGAAGACCUGGAGGUCAGGGCGUUGUGGAGUUUGGCAGUGUGUGGCAGGAAGGCAAAAAGUUUUCAGGUCAAACAAAAAUUAUUGUGGCUAUAACAUGCUUUACCUUGAUGUUUUUAAAUUAUGAUUUAGUUAAAUUUUAAAAAACAUAUCUACUAAUCUUUAAUAAUAAUAAUCAUCAUGUCUACUCCUUGAUUUUUGAAAAGGAUGUCUACAACACUGUCCCCUCCUCUUAAUGCUUUGCACUGAUGAUAAACCCAGAACUAUGUAAAUAAGGGAUAAAAAAUGAUUUAUGAUGGAAUACCAGUUAAUGACAACCUCGGCUUUAAGGCAUUGUAAAGAACGUAACAUGGUACAUGUAGACAAAAGAACCCUCAAAGUCAGUGCAUCUGGAAUUAUUAUUAUAGGUUAUCCAAUUCUUCCCGUAUUUUAUGCGUGUGACGUUGUUGCGUUGCCCCAGCUAGUUUAAAAUAAUUGGUUUUAGUUCUUAUUACUGUCUAGUACAGUGAAGUAGCAGCAGAUUCUUGGUUGUUGCUUUAAAAGAAAUCCUUCAAUAUAAAUUGUUGUAAAUGAUGUAUUUUAUUUAAUGCAAGAUCCUUUCAACUCAUUGUGUCUGUGUACAUGUGCAAAAUUCUUUCAACUCAUUAUGUCUAUGCAUGUGCAAGAUUUUAAACUCAAUAUGUAUGUGAGCAAGAUUCUUUAAACUCAGUAUGUCUAUGUACAUGUGCAAGAUUCUUUUAGCUCAAUAUGUCUAUGUACACAUGCAAGAUUCUUUUAACUCAAUAUUUUUAUGUUCAUGUGUAGGAUCUUUUAACUCAAUAUGUCUUAUGUUUACAGCUGGCUGAGAAAGCUGUCAGAGAACUGAAAACCAAAGACUUGAGUAGAACUUCCCGGCUGAGCACAGAACAGCUUCACAUGGAAGAAGCUAAGCUGUUUUGGGCCAGAAGUGAAGUGAAUAUUGCCAUGAGCAUCAUGAAAACUCUGAUCACUAAGCUAAGUCAGGUAGGGGAAUCCUUUAAAUGAGCAUCAUGAAAACUCUGAUUACUAAGCUAAGUCAGGUAGGGGAAUCUUUAAAAAUAAAACCUGAGUUGAGGAAUAUCAAUGUUUAGCAAGACUUUCAAAUGUUGAGACUAUAGUUGUUACAGGCUGGGUAAUGCUGUCCUUAAAUGCGGGUGUUUGAAUGUAGUGAAUGUGGAUGACAUCUGAGGUGUGCAUUCUCCCAUAGGAUCAAGAUCCUAGCACAUCAUGUCCUCCUCUCAUGUACGCUCAAGCACUAGGAACGUACGGCAGCUGGCUUGCCGAGACAAAGUCCUCCACACCAACAGUCAUCAUUAGUGACUACCUGGAGAAGGUAUUUGUGCUUUUAAUUAUUUUUUUUAAUAUCAAUAACUGUAACUGCUUACACCCUUCCCAAAUAAGUCAUACUUCUGUUUUUUUGUUUUCAUCUUCAGAUGUAUCGGUUUCACUUGUUUUAUUCCCCAAUAUGACAUUCAUAAUUUAACAGCGAAACUGUUUGAUUUAUUUCCCUCCAUUCACCAGACGGUGACACUGAUGUUGAAGCACAGAGAAUCCAUAGCGUGUGACCACACAGCCCCCAACAGCUUCAUGUCCCUGGCCAGGUUUGCAGAUGAGCAAUAUCAGCAGGUGGCGGACCACAUGAGGUCACCAACGUUUCAAGAUAAACAAAAUCUUCUGCAGAGGUCAAGGUCAGAGCUCAAGGAGUGUCAAGGUUAUGGUCUAAGAGAAAGGUGAGGGAUGAUUUGAUCGCACAAAGUUUUCAAAUUUUUUUAUUCAUGAUAAAGUGUCCUCGUUUUAUAGCCAUUUUAAUUGUUUCUAUAGUAUAGUAGUUACUAUCCUAGUGUCUCAUUUUUAUUUUAAUUAGUUUACAUGUUUUUAAUAAUUGUAAAGCACUUAGAGCUUUAACUCUCAAAAGACUGUAGAUUUUUCCAUUUUUUAAUGACCUUGAAUAUAUCUUAUUCUUCAAAGUGUCUCAUGACUGUAAUUUUGUAGCUACCUCCAAGUAUUAUAUAUGAUUUUAAAGGUAAUUGGAUGCUCUUUAAUUGAUACUUGGUGUUUGUACACAAUAUCCUUGCUAAAUUUGAUGUUUUAUUAUUUUUGGGCAAAAAAAUUAUUUUUUUAAGUCGACAAAAAUAUAACAUCACAGUUUUACAAAGAAGGGAAAAAAAAAGUGUUUCCAAUUAAAUCAAUAAAAUUGAUAUUUUAUUAGAAUCUGUUCAAUACUAUAAAACAUAUUCAAAUUUCAAAAGAAUAGACUCAUAAAUAAAAAAGUUAUGACUAUUUGUAGGCAACAGGUCAUUCAAGGAAAUAUUGCUCAAAAAGUCAAAAUUAUUUUCAAAAAAUAAAAAUAAUUUUUUUUUUCAAAGGAAAACAUAUACUGCAUCAUAUUAUCCUUUAGAGGGUUAUUAGUAAGUAUUAUUUGAGAAGAAAAGUGAAGAAAAAAAGGCAAAUUUUAAUAAAUAAAUUUUUUUAUGCAUCCCCGAGAUACCGAUCAAAGGAUAUAAUCCUUCGCCAAGACCAUGCAUAAAAAUUCUUGAAAACAAUUUCUUUAUUUAUUAAAACAUACAAAUGUAUCAAAAAGAAAGCCUGAGACAUAUGCUCUGACCAUUUUACCCUGUUUUGGUAACCCACAAUUACAUUUUUUGUUAUUGUCAAUCAUUGUCAUGUUGCGGCGCACGAUGUAAAGAUUUCGGGCUUUACAGUAUCAGGUUCAUCAUCAAAUAUGUCAAUUGUUCCCUAAAUUGUUCAUUAAUUGCUACAUUUUCUUGAUGCUGAUACAGUUGAUUGUAUUUUGCAUUGAGAUACAGAAGUGUCUCCCAAUUUUGCACAGCAUGUUUCCUUUAUUUUCAGUAUCAGAAACUUUUAGGAAACUCAAUAUAGCCUUGAAUAUGUCCUUAGUACUAAUGGCCUUGCUCAUUGUCCAUCAUAAAAGGAUUUCCUGGACAUUUCUUGUAAAAUUAAGAGCUUGAUAAGUCCAGCAUUCAUAAUAAUAAAUCCACUUAGUAGCUAAAACUCCCCUUCAAUGAUGUUAUAAUGGUACCAAUUUUUGAAAACACAAAAGUUCUGCGGUCCAUUGUCCUGCGCACAAGGCUUACUAAUAACCAACCAAAUCUGUAGUAAAGUAGAGGUUGAAAAUGUCAAUUUGCUUUUAAAAUCUCCUUAUAUCCUCUCUUGUUAUAACAUCAGGAAGCAAUAGUCCUUUUCACCUCUGGUCUAAAUGCAGCAAAGAGUCCCACAGUCUUUUGUCAUCAUAGCCCAUUGUAUUGACUAUGUUUGACAUCUGCCCUUCAUAGCAUAGAUGCUGUCAAAAUAUAAAAAAAAAAUUAGUUUAGCUAAAAUAAAAAAAUUACAAUAUAAAUAAAAAGAAUUCAAAAUAUUAAACAAUCUGCCUAAAUUACUUUUACUUCAAGUUUUCAUUGAAAAGGGAACUCAGCUGAUUGUUACAGUGUAAUAAUAGUAAAUAGCCUUGGCCUUGAGAACCAUUGUUUACAUUUUGCUAACUGAAACGUAAUAAUAUUAAAAUAAUUGUAUAACUACAAAUUAAAUUCAAACAAAUAAAUAAUUUAAUCUAUUUCAGAAUUUUAUACUACUGGAACUUGAAUAAAACUAAUGUUAGGGCUAAUAAUAGUGCUAAGAAGUAUCACAGUAUGCGUGAGUUGAGUAUGAAUGAAAAAAGUAAACAAACCUUGGAUGCUAUUAUUAUGAUGAUAAUUUACAGAAUUCUCGGUAUCAGACACAUCUGAAGUGCUAUCUUCAUCAUAAAUAUUCUUCUAAGUAAGAAUAGUCGUCCAUUUCAAGCUUAUAAUCAGAAUCAGACUCCAUAGCAAUGUUUUAGAGUGUAGUAACAGCGAACCGGAAUUGUGGCAAAAUAUGAGUAAAUGGCGAAAAGGAAAAUUUAUGAAUGGACAAGUUGCUACCAGAUUUCUUCAAGAACUAGUAAAAUAAACGAUUUUUCUUUCUUGCCAAAUAGAAAUUUAACAUUCCAAAAUAGCAAAUCUUUAUUUUCGCCUUUUAAUAUUAUUUUUAUAUAUAUUUUAGUGGUCGUUCUUUUCACCCGCCAUAUAUGACCGAUUUUUCAAUCUCCCGUCUUUUGAGAGUUAAGGUAAGCGCUAUAUAAAAAUGCCUAAAUAAAUAAAUAUCUGGAUGUGUGUUAUUUAAUUUGGUACCCAGGAUGAAAUUGAUAUUUUCAAAUUGACAUUUUCGAAUCGAUAUUAUCAAAUUGAUAUUUUCGAAUCAAUAUUUCCAAAUUGAUAUUAUAAAAAUGAUAUUUUCAAAUUGAUAUUAUCAGAUAUUUUUAAAAUUGAUAUUAUCAAACUGAUAUUUUCAAAUUGAUAUUAUCAAACUGAUAUUUUCAAAUUGAUAACAAAUUCUGGAAACGUCUAAAUUGAGUAAGGAUCAAAGGAAAGGGUUUUUUUCUCCAUCACAGAAAAUAAUUUUUCUUUAAAUUUUGUCUUUAUAAAAUUAAUAAAAUAAUAACUCAAUGGCAAGGUAUCUACCUGAAAGUUGUGUUGGUGGGGGUGCUGUUGUAAUGACAACCAAAACAGUUAAAAAGGAAAUUAAGGUCCAGAAAAUUCUGUUCAAUAUUUGUUUAAUUAAUGUCAUGUUUUCAGCAAAUACCUGACGGUGAUAGAGAAAAACAUGAAAAUUGAUGAGGAGGAGAUCACGUCCAUGCUUGAAGACAGGGGAAGGUACCUGCAGCAGGCUCUGGUCAACUACCUCCGGUGUCUUCAGCACGGAGACCUGCACGACCUCAAGGUCUUCAGGGUGGUGGCCUUGUGGUUUGAUAACUGUGACAACCAAGAAGUAAAUGUGUUGAUGAAGGUGAGUGAGACCCACUGAUGUACAUGGCUGCUGCAAGAAAUUUGAAUUUUUUGUUUUAACAUGUUGAUGUCAAAUUUAAAAAAUGAAAAUCCUGUUUUUAAUAAUACGUACUGCAGUCAAGCUAUAAAACAUUAGAUCAGCAGUUUUCAACUUGUGGGUGGCGACCCCUUUGGUAGUCACAUGGCCCUUUCCCAGGGGUCGCCUUAGACCAUCUAAAAACACAUAUACUCUACAGUUAUGAAGUAGCAACGAAAAUAAUUUUGUAGCUGGGGGUCGCCACAACAUGAGGGACUGUAUUAAAGGGUCGCGGCAUUAGGAAGGUUGAGGACCACUGCAUUACAUAGUUGCUCUAUAGUACAGUAGUCAGACUAUAAAACAUUAGGUAGUUGUGCUGCAGUGCAGCAGUUAGGUUACAAAACAUUUAUUAUUCAGAGAUCACCAGCUUAUGGUGAUUGAGGCUGUGUAUUCAUAAGAAGGCAGCUGUUAUAAAUUCCAGCAAAUUAUUUUUCUCUUGUGUCCUAGAAAAAUCUAAAAAGCAUAAAAAGCUUCAAGUUCUUGCCUCUGUAUUAUCAACUGGCAGCCAGGAUGAGUUCAACGGACAAUACAGCGUUUCAGCCCGUCCUAACAGAGGUAAGCCUUAUGUUUUCACAGAGAUAAACACAAUGGCACAUUGCCCAACCAUUUUUGAGAUGCCACCCCAAAAUGUAUCAAAGCGAAGUGACCCUUGACACCAAUACAUUUAUUUUUUAAAAAAUUACGGGCCGAAUGGAGACGUAUCAAAAAUAGAUUUUUCAGUAAAGUAUAAUGACAUGACACUUCAAUAUAAUUUUAACUUGUUCAAUAUUUUCUGCUCUAGUUGAAAAUGGAAUCCGUUUACAAGCUUGAAAACAUGUCAUUGAGAGUUUUCUUUAAUUCAAAUUUAAUGUCACUCUCCAUAUUUUCUCUGUUUUGUUUUUUUUGUUUUUCAAAUAAAGAAUCAUUGAAAAAACACCCUAACAAGAUUGUUCCGAAUGAAAUGCCAGUAUUAUAAUAACAUGAUUGUUUGGCAACAAGUGACAGUAUUAUAAUAACAUGAUUGUUUGGCAACAAAUGCCAGUAUUAUAACAACAUGAUUGUUUGGCAACAAAUGCCAGUAUUAUAAUAACAUGAUUGUUUGGCAACAAAUGCCAGUAUUAUAACAACAUGAUUGUUUGGCAACAAAUGACAGUAUUAUAACAACAUGAUUGUUAGGCAGCAAAUGACAGUAUUAUAACAACAUGAUUGUUAGGAAAAAAAUGCCAGUAUUAUAACAACAUGAUUGUUUGGCAAGAAAUGACAGUAUUAUGACAACAUGUUUGUUAGGCAGCAAAUGAGAGUAUUAUGACAACAUGAUUGUUUGGCAAAAAAUGCCAGAAUUAUAAUAACAUGAUUGUUUGGCAACAAAUGACAGUAUUAUGACAACAUGUUUGUUAGGCAGCAAAUGAGAGUAUUAUGACAACAUGAUUGUUUGGCAAAAAAUGCCAGAAUUAUAAUAACAUGAUUGUUAGGCAGCAAAUGAGAGUAAUAUAACAACAUGAUUGUUUGGCCGCAAAUGCCAGUAUUAUAACAACAUGAUUGUUAGUCAGCAAAUGCCAGUAUUAUAACAACAUGAUUGUUAGGCAGGAAAUGCCAGUAUUAUAACAACAUGAUUGUUAGGCAGGAAAUGCCAGUAUUAUAACAACAUGAUUGUUUGGCGAAAAAUGCCAGUAUUAUAAUAACAUGAUUGUUAGGCAGCAAAUGACAGUAUUAUAACAACAUGAUUGUUAGGAAACAAAUGCCAGUAUUAUAAAGGAAACAAAUGCCAGUAUUUUAAUAACUUGAUUGUUAGGCAGCAAAUGCCAGUAUUAUAAUAACAUGAUUGUUAGGCAGCAAAUGACAGUAUUAUAAUAACAUGAUUGUUUGGCAGCAAAUGACAGUAUUAUAAAAACAUGAUUGUUAGGCAAAAAAUGCCAGUAUUUUAAUAACAUGAUUGUUAGUCAGCAAAUGCCAGUAUUAUAACAACAUGAUUGUUUGGAAAAAAAUGCCAGUAUUAUAAUAACAUGAUUGUUAGGCAGCAAAUGAGAGUAUUAUAACAACAUGAUUGUUAGGCAGCAAAUGCCAGUAUUAUAAUAACAUGAUUGUUAGGCAAAAAAUGCCAGUAUUAUAAUAACAUUAUUGUAGGCAGCAAAUGCCAGUAUUAUAACAACAUGAUUGUUUGGCAAAAAAUGCCAGUAUUAUAACAACAUGAUUGUUUGGCAAAAAAUGCCAGUAUUAUAACAACAUGAUUGUUUGGCAAAAAAUGCCAGAAUUAUAACAACAUGAUUGUUAGGCAGCAAAUGCCAGUAUUAUAAUAAAAUGAUUGUUAGGCAGCAAAUGCCAGUAUUAUAAUAACAUGAUUGUUAGGCAGCAAAUGCCAGUAUUAUAAAAACAUGAUUGUUAGGCAGCAAAUGAGAGUAUUAUAAUAACAUGAUUGUUAGGCAGCAAAUGCCAGUAUUAUAAUAACAUGAUUGUUAGGCAGCAAAUGCCAGUAUUAUAAUAACAUGAUUGUUAGGCAGCAAAUGCCAGUAUUAUAACAACAUGAUUGUUAGGCAGCAAAUGCCAGUAUUAUAAUAACAUGAUUGUUAGGCAGCAAAUGCCAGUAUUAUAACAACAUGAUUGUUAGGCAGCAAAUGAGAGUAUUAUAAUAACAUGAUUGUUAGGCAGCAAAUGCCAGUAUUAUAAUAACAUGAUUGUUAGGCAAAAAAUGCCAGUAUUAUAAUAACAUGAUUGUUAGGCAGCAAAUGAUAGUAUUAUAACAACAUGAUUGUUACGCAAAAAAUGCCAGUAUUAUAAUAACAUUAUUGUAGGCAGCAAAUGAGAGUAUUAUAAUAACAUGAUUGUUAGGCAAAAAAUGCCAGUAUUAUAAUAACAUGAUUGUUAGGCAGCAAAUGAUAGUAUUAUAACAACAUGAUUGUUAGGCAGCAAAUGCCAGUAUUAUAAUAACAUGAUUGUUAGGCAGCAAAUGAGAGUAUUAUAAUAACAUGAUUGUUAGGCAGCAAAUGCCAGUAUUAUAAUAACAUGAUUGUUAGGCAGCAAAUGUCAGUAUUAUAAUAACAUGAUUGUUAGGCAGCAAAUGCCAGUAUUAUAACAACAUGAUUGUUAGGCAGCAAAUGCCAGUAUUAUAAUAACAUGAUUGUUAGGCAGCCAAUGCCAGUAUUAUAACAACAUGAUUGUUAGGCAGCAAAUGAGAGUAUUAUAAUAACAUGAUUGUUAGGCAGCAAAUGCCAGUAUUAUAACAACAUGAUUGUUAGGCAAAAAAUGCCAGUAUUAUAAUAACAUUAUUGUAGGCAGCAAAUGAGAGUAUUAUAAUAACAUGAUUGUUAGGCAAAAAAUUCCAGUAUUAUAAUAAAAUGAUUGUUAGGCAGCAAAUGCCAGUAUUAUAAUAACAUGAUUGUUUGGCAAAAAAUGCCAGUAUUAUAAUAACAUGAUUGUUAGGCAGCAAAUGCCAGUAUUAUAAUAACAUGAUUGUUUGGCAAAAAAUGCCAGUAUUAUAAUAACAUGAUUGUUACUUUAUUUGGGGGGAGGGGUGGUUGGGGGUGUCUAAAAAAAAAAACUUUGUGAGCCAAGGGUUUGGGAAUCUGUGGGUGACAGUAUUUAUCAUGUGGCAGUUACUUUAAGCUUUACAUAAUUCUAUAAUCUGGUCAUUUAAUAGCAAAUGAAAUAACAAUUAAAACGUUUGUAUAAUUAUUGUAGAGGUUCAUUUAUUUGUACUGUUGUUUUAAAUGUUAUGUGAAGUAUACAAGGAAAAUAAACGUAACUAAGAAACAAAAAUUUUAAAAAUUGUGUGAAUACAUUCCCAAAUUUCUCAUUUGCCCUCAGUUAAUGCAAAGGGUAGCAGAAGACCAUCCCCACCAUGCCCUGUGGAUCAUUCUGGCUCUAGCCCAUGCUUAUAAAGAUGAUGAGAUUCUGUCCCAAGGUUCUGAGACAACGACCAAGGAAAAACUGUCUCCCAGUGAAAAAGAAAAUGCUGAAGUGGUGAGUUAGAUUAGGAUGUUUAUGGUUCAUGGUGGUUGUACAAACAAACAGCAUGGAUGGGGCAUAUCCACAAGUCCAUAAUAUGACAUCCAUGACAUGACAGCUAGAUUUCCAUAGCACAACAGCUAGGUUUUUAUGAUAUUUGAGCUAGGUUUCCAUGGUGUGACAGCUAGGUCUCUAUGAUGUGACAGCUAGUUCUCCAUGACAUGACAGCUUGAUCUCCAUGGUGUGACAGGUAGAUUUCCCUAGCAUAAACCUGACCUAAAAGCUAGGCCUCUAUGACAUAGUAGCUAGGCUUCCAGGACAUGACAGCUAGGCCUUCAAGGCUGUGAAAACAAUGGAUUAAUAGUUGACCAAAAUAUCUGCCCAAGGUUUCUUUAAAAAUAUAAAUGGCUUUUCUUUUUUUCUUUCAACUUUUUUUUACCCACAGUAUUAAUUUACUAAACAACACAUACAUUAUUUCAAACAACUGACACCAUGUGGUGACUGUUGUAACUGUAAUGUUUCAUUUCACCCACCAGGCCAGGGUGGAAGCUGCCAAAAACUUGCUGGAACUCUUAAAGAAGAAAAAAGCAGUUUCUGACAUUGUGGAAAACAUGGAGCUCCUGUGCCUCGCUUACAUCCAGCUGGCCAACUCACCUGCCAGCAACAGAGCAGGUGCAUCCACCCACUUGUUUUAA
Messenger RNA from Lymnaea stagnalis (great pond snail), 12569 nucleotides. The record is from the annotation of a GenBank genome assembly. Lineage: Eukaryota; Metazoa; Mollusca; Gastropoda; Lymnaeidae.